ACAGGCGUGCGCUCCUCACCUAAUCCCAAAUCCCGAACAAAUCCGGCUCCUCUGAAAUCCCCGGUUCUCCAUCCGUCCAUCCCUCUCCCCUUUCCUCCCCCUCGUCUAAACCCUAGAUCCUCCGCCCAACUGCUAAAACCCUAGCAGACGAAGAGUUGCUGUGUCGGGGGCAAGGAUGGCCGAGCCCUCCAGGGUGAUCCACAUCCGGAACGUCGGGCAUGAGAUCUCCGAGACUGACCUGCUCCAGGUGGUGCAGCCGUUUGGCGCGGUCGCCAAGGUCGUCAUGCUGCGUGCCAAGAAUCAGGCCCUUGUCCAGAUGGAGGACCUUUCUUCCUCAAUUAGCGCCAUCCAGUACUACACUACUAUUCAACCUAGCGUGAGGGGAAGAAAUGUGUACUUGCAGUAUUCUUCUCAUCAAGAAUUGAAUACUGAUCAGAGCUCUCAUGGACGGAAUCCUGAUCAGGAUGAACCCAACCGAAUUCUCUUAGUUACCGUUCAUCAUAUGCUCUAUCCUAUGACCGUCGAAGUGCUUCAUCAAGUGUUUUCUCCUUAUGGAUUUGUGGAGAAGAUUGUCACAUUUCAAAAGACAGCUGGCUUUCAAACCCUUAUACAGUUCCAGUCACGGCAGAGUGCAAUACAAGCAGCUGGUGCUUUGCAUGGACGAAACAUUUAUGAUGGUUGCUGCCAGCUAGAUAUUCAGUACUCAAAUCUCAGUGAGUUGCAAGUUCACUACAACAAUGAUAGAUCUAGAGAUUUCACAAAUCCAUCUUUGCCCACGGAGCAACGUCCAAGGUCCUCUCAGCUUGGUUAUAAUGAUCCUAGUGGCCUUUUUGGUUUCCAACAGCCUGGAGCUGCAUAUGGACAGGCUGCGGUGAUUGCUGCUGCAUUUGGUGGAACAUUGCCUCCUGGAGUGACUGGUACCAAUGAUCGCUGCACACUUAUAGUUAGCAAUUUGAACAGUGAUAAAAUCGAUGCGGAUAAGCUGUUCAAUCUAUUUUCUAUUUAUGGAAAUAUAGUGAGAAUCAAGGUACUCCGCAAUAAACCAGACCAUGCCCUCGUCCAGAUGGCUGAUGGGCUUCAGACCGAGCUUGCUAUACACUAUUUAAAGGGAGCAAUGUUACUUGGGCAGAAACUGGAAGUGAACUUCUCUAAGUACCCGAGUAUUACCCCUGCUCCUGAUGCACAUGACUACUCAACCUCCAACCUUAACCGGUUCAACAGUAAUGUGGCGAAGAACUACCGCCAUUGCUGUGCUCCGACCAAGAUCAUCCACAUCUCAGCGCUUUCACCAGAGAUAUCCGAGGACGCAAUCAUCGAACACCUAAGUGAGCAUGGCACCAUCGUCAAGUCAAAGCUGUUUGAGGCGAGCGGCAAGACGCAGGCUCUCGUGCAGUUUGAGAGCGAGGAAGAGGCGACCGAAGCUCUGGUCUGUAAGCAUGCGAGCAAGCUCGAGGGAUCCACCAUUAGGAUUUCUUUCUCCCAGAUGCAGAACAUAUAGCAGUUCUUCCUGGAAAAAGUGUGAUGACCCCUCUUUCUUUCUAAACUUUCCAAGUUUGUUAUGUGUACCUGUCUUUGUUUGCACCAUGACCAAGGAUUGUUGCCUGUAUCUUCUGUGAUGGUUGUAAACUGAUGCCAGCUUGUCUGUACCAUUUUAGCCUGCUAUGGUUUUCUUCUGAGUUA
Molecule: messenger RNA, 1680 nt
Organism: Hordeum vulgare subsp. vulgare (domesticated barley)
Lineage: Eukaryota; Viridiplantae; Streptophyta; Magnoliopsida; Poales; Poaceae
Product: polypyrimidine tract-binding protein homolog 3-like
Exons: 15
Coding region: 176-1498 (440 amino acids)
Biological process (GO): regulation of RNA splicing
Cellular component (GO): nucleus
Molecular function (GO): mRNA binding
Source: RefSeq, a predicted model, not a curated record